Molecule: messenger RNA, 4905 nt
Organism: Gigantopelta aegis
Lineage: Eukaryota; Metazoa; Mollusca; Gastropoda; Neomphalida; Peltospiridae
Product: arf-GAP domain and FG repeat-containing protein 1-like
Exons: 9
Coding region: 1-1794 (597 amino acids)
Molecular function (GO): GTPase activator activity
Source: RefSeq, a predicted model, not a curated record
AUGGCGUCGAACAAGAGAAAGCAAGAUGAGAAACAUCUUAAAAUGUUAAGAGAGAUGGUGGCUUUACCGCACAAUAAACAAUGCUUUGAUUGCCAUCAGAGAGGACCAACAUAUGUCGAUAUGACGAUAGGAUCUUUCGUCUGCACAUCAUGUAGCGGGAUUUUACGAGGGUUAAACCCCCCUCAUCGAGUUAAGUCUAUAUCAAUGGCUAGCUUCUCACCUGAAGAAAUGGACUUUCUCAAAUCACAUGGAAAUGAGUUGUGUCGUAAAGUCUUUCUCGGUUUAUACGACAGUCAAGCUUGGCCAGAACCAGAUUCAAGAGACGAACAAAGAGUGCGGGACUUUAUGGUACAAAAAUAUGAAAACAAACGUUGGUAUGUUGCCCCUACGGAAUCAAUGAAGGAGGAAGCCCGGCGGAUGAAUGAAGUUUCUGUGAACAAACCUACGACCAAACCAUUGAGAACACUUUUAGGAGAGAAUACUCCAAAACUAGUUGUUGAAAACAAUCAGUCUCCUCAGAUGAGUCGACCUCAGCCUCCGGUUUCCUCGGCCUCUGUCGCCCCCCCGGCCACGUCAGUUGCGAUGCCCACCACUCAGCCAAAGCCACAGGCCACUGGCUUUGACCUGCUCGGCGACAUUGGAGGCGAUCCAUUCGCCAGUACACCUACCGCAGCUACAGGUGGAGGUGGUGGGGAUGGAGGAUUCGCCGACUUUGCCAACUUCAACAGUCAACCUCCAACACAAGCAGCUCAACCAUCGGCACCAGCGCCCUCUGCAUUCCCCAUCUCGACAGCUCCUCUUCAGCCCAUGGGAAGUGGUGCAGGAAUUUCCUCUGCCCCGGCGCCCGUACAGACUCCUACAUUCCCUGGUACAUCAGCAGGCGACAAGUAUGCUGCCCUUGCCGAACUCUUCGAUAUUUCUAGUAGUCCAACUGUUAGCACUCCAGUUACUCAAGUUCAGUGGAGCGGAACGGGGUCAAAUGCUAGUGAUGGCACAAUCAACUGGAGUGGCACUACAACAAAUGGUACUGGCGGGGGUUCUAUUAAUUGGAGUGGCGGAGGAGUGCCAGCCAGCAGUGGGAGUUCGUCUGUAGGAUGGAACAGCCAGUCUGUCACACAAACGACCAGUACAGCAGGUUUUAGCAGUGCAACUACAGAUGUUCAGAAAACAACAAGUCGAUUAGGAUCACCAGGAAACCCUUUUCUGUGCAGUGCUGCGAAUCCAUUCGGAGGAAGCACCAACGCAGCACAGCAGCCAGGAACAAUGGGAACACAAGCAAAUCCAUUUGGGACUGUUGGCAUUCAGCCAGGAUUCGGCAUGCCACCAGGUGGAGCUGGUGUUCCAGCAGGAUUUGGACAACCAGCAGGUGGCGCAGGCGUUCCCCCGGCAUUCGGACAACCGGCGGGUGGCGCAGGCGUUCCCCCAGCGUUCGGACAACCGACGGCUAGUGUUGGUGGUUUCGCUCAGUUUGGUGGCAAUCCACCUCAGACAGUGAGCGGUGGUUUCGGACAGUUUGGAAUGCAGAACGGUGGUUUCGGCACCACGGCCACGGGCUUCGGAAUCACACAGUCGGCACCAGCGUUGGGUGGGGCCACGGCGGCUCCUGCGGUGUUUGGUGGGCAAAGUUUCGGUGUCCCGGCACAGCCACAGGGAUUUGUGGCUCAGCCACCAGUGUUUGGAGGUCAGCCAUGGGCCGGUCAAGUCCAGUCUACACAGGCUGGGAAUCCUUUUAUGAAUGCCGCGGCACAGCAGCAAGUUCCCCCACGGAGCAGUGCGACGAAUCCGUUCUUGUGAUCAGAGACUUGGGACACAUGUAGACUAAUAAUACAACAGGACCGUUACAUCUGCAGCAAGCGCUGUUGUGGGAUCAGUUCCACGGAACUGAGGACACACGUUACCUUCAUGGUGAUAUUUUAGAAACAAAACAAUAAGCAAAGAAAACAAAAACAGUUGACUGAAUGCUUAUGAUUGCAUUUCAUGUGAUGUGUGUGAUAUUUCCUGUUGCCAUAGUAACACAUUGCUGCUGUGUCAGCAGCUGUUGCCCAUGGUGAUAUUUGUAUUUGUGAUGGUCCGAUAUUCUGCUUUUCUCUACAUAAGAAGAAGAAGAAGAAAAAAAGCAUAGUAAAAUAUACUCUGGACGCAGGAAUGUACAAAUCUCACAAUUGUUUCUGAUCAUUUUUGCAGCACUGGGUAGGGUAAAGAUUAGACUGAAUAAUAUUGACGUCUGUACAUCAUAUUUCAUAUUUAUUGUUUAGUAUUGGUAUUAUUUUUUCAUUUCACAUUUUCACUAGUUAAGUACAAAUACCGAACAUAGUGUUUGUAAUAUUUGGGCUGUUGGCCAAAUAAGUGGUGUAUGAUUGCAAGUGAAAAUGGUUAGUGACUGAACCUGUGUCAGGUCUGAAUCAUGCAUGUAUUCUGUGUCAGGUUGUCUACUGAUUUUCUCAAAUGGAACAAUUAAAAAUCCAGGGGCCAGUUGUACAAAACAUUAGUUAAGCAAUGGUUAAUAACAUUUUUCAAUUCUGAUUCAGAUUCUGUUCAAAUAAUACUUGAAAACAUAAUGUUCAAACUUGAUUUAGAACAGUCACUUAUCUAUAUAGAUAAUCAAAUUUAAUGUUUAAUGUUUUGUGUAAAAAUAAUUAAAAUGAAAAUAUUAAACUAACCCAGGGUUAAUUCAACUAUGCUUUGAACAACUGGUCUCAUAUAACAAAAGUUAAAUCUUAAAUACUGUAGGAAAAGUGAUUUACAGACAUAGAUAUUUGGUCUAGGUGAAUAUGACAUUCACCAAUUUGUCAUUGUAACGUAGUGAUGACAAAACUAUUAAUUUAAAGUAUCCUGUGUGUGGAAUAUUUUUUUAUUAUUAUUAUUCUAAUACUCUUGCCAAGUUGACUUUGUAAAAGAUGUUAAUGCUUUGGAUGUGAAUUUCAGUGAAAAGUGUUUAAGAAGAUAUUCUUGACUUUCUAGCCAUUGUAAUGUGUUUCCAGCUAACACAUAUAAAAACAAAAUUAACAAUUAAACUUGCAUAUUAAUUACAUUGCAGAACUGUUUUCGAAAAACACUCAAAAUGUGGAGGAAGGGAAAUUUGCACUGGUCAAAACUUUGAGAGGAAAUUUGUGCUCAUCAAUAUGUUGAGGGGAAAUUCAAUGUUGUCAAAAAGUUGAGGGGAAAUUUGCAGUUAGAAUGUUAGGGGAAAUUUAAACGUCAAAAUGUUGAGAGGAAAUUUGCAGUCAUCAAAAUGUUGGGGGCAACUUCACAAUUGUCAAACUGUUGAAGGGAACUUUGCACAUUUCAAAAUGUUACGGGAAAAUUUGCAAUUGCCAAAAUGUUGAGGAUAAAAAAUGUACACUCUUCAAAAUAAUGGAGGAGUAAUCACUUGCCUGAAUAUGAUGAAGUGUUCUAACAAAUACUGACUUGAUCAUUGUCAACACCAUGACUGGUCUAUCAAAGGCUGUGGUAUGUUCUGUCCUGUCUGGGAUGAUGCAUAUAAACGAUCCCUUGGUAAUAGAAAAAUGUAGCAGGUUUCGUCUCUAAGACUACAGAUAUCAAAAUUACCAAAUGUUUGACAUCCAAUAGCCGAUGAUGAAUAAAUCAGUGUGCUCUAGUGGUGUUGUUAAACAAAACAAACUUUUAAUCAGUGUCAAUUGGAUACAGACAAAUGACGUAAGUUGGAAAAAAACACAUGGUUUCUUCAAAAUGGUAGUUCAGUGUUUUGCACCUGCCGGAUUAAAUUAACACAAUGAAUGGACUUAGUCACCCUCUUGGAAGAUAUUGAAACGAUACUGUUGUUGAAAACAAGUUUGCAAGUUGAGAAUAAGAGACAGCGUUGUGUCAUAGCUGUGACGUACGUAUCGCUGAUGAUGUAAGUUAGUUAUUGACAUGACUGCCACCAUGGAAACUAUUCUUACACAAUUAACUGCCUAUAGUGAAGCACUGUUUAUGACAUCAAAACAUAUCUAGGGUAAGAAAUGUUUUUUUUCCUUUCCCUAGUUAAAGAUCAUUUUUCUUUCCCCACUUCUCUCUGCACAUAUGGGUAAGAAAUGUGCUUCCAUAACUGGGAAAGUAAAAAUCAUAAUUUAUCACUGAGAAAUUAUCAUACAUUGGUGUAACGUACAUGUACAAUAGUAAUGGACAAUUUAGCGCUUACAAACCAAUGACUACCGGUACUAACUACGACACCACAAUUUGGCAAUUUAUACCUCUUUUGUUUUCAUUGUUAAAUUUUGUAAUAAAGCAUUAUUUUAAUACAAUUCAUUACAAAUUUGUUUGAUAAAACUAAACAGAACUUAGGUUUUUGACGGUUAAUGUGAAUAAAAUACCAAGUAAUAGCAAUAUUCUGAUUAGUGUGUGAAGUGGCUUACAUCAUUUAUAUGUAGUCGGACAUCUAGCGGCCACCUGUAUUAAGCAGCUACCAAAGUCAAGAAGCCACAUUACAAUUCUCCCAAAUCAUCUAAUAUAGUAUAAACUGAUCUAUAUUACGCAACCACUUGUCUAAAAAGGCCACUUCUUUUGGUGGCUGCACAACACAGGCUUUUAGAGAAGAAAAAAGCGCCGAGAUAAUAAUUAGAACAACAAACUCUCUACACGUUACUAUCAAAUUUAUGACCCUCGUGAAAUAAUUUUCAUUUUUCACUCAUUAAUGCUCGUGAAAAGCGGAUAUUUUGCUAGGGACAUAUAUUUGAUAAUAACUGGUGAUUUGUUUAUUAUCCUCUUAUGUAAUCAGGAAAAAAGUCCUGUUACCUGGAAACCAAUUACAAUGGUUACAAAAUUAAAAAGGUCUUUUUACGUACAUGUAUAUGCUUGUAUAUAAAAGCUACUAUAUGUUAAAAACAAACAAUCACUUAAUAUACAAACCUGAUGUUUAUUACAUACUCAUGUAAUCUAUUUGCAGAAAUAAAGACUGGAACUAUG